Messenger RNA from Pteronotus mesoamericanus, 2806 nucleotides. It is a transcript of the gene SMAD7, whose product is annotated as SMAD family member 7. The transcript is spliced from 4 exons. The record is from RefSeq and is a predicted model, not a curated record. Gene Ontology annotation, molecular function: I-SMAD binding; transcription regulator inhibitor activity. Lineage: Eukaryota; Metazoa; Chordata; Mammalia; Chiroptera; Mormoopidae. Gene Ontology annotation, cellular component: heteromeric SMAD protein complex. Gene Ontology annotation, biological process: SMAD protein signal transduction; anatomical structure morphogenesis; transforming growth factor beta receptor signaling pathway. Bases 161 to 1438 code for a protein of 425 amino acids.
GCGCCCCUCGGGCCGCCGCCGCUCCUGCCCGGGUCCCUGCUGCUGCUGUUGUCGCCUGCGCCUGCUGCCCCAACUCGGCGCCCGACUUCUUCAUGGUGUGCGGAGGUCAUGUUCGCUCCUUAGCCGGCAAACGACUUUUCUCCUCGCCUCCUCGCCCCGCAUGUUCAGGACCAAACGAUCUGCGCUCGUCCGGCGUCUCUGGAGGAGCCGUGCGCCCGGCGGCGAGGACGAGGAGGAGGGCGCGGGCGGAGGCGGAGGAGGCGGCGAGCUGCGGGGAGAGGGGGCUACGGACGGCCGGGCACAUGGGGCCGGUGGCGGCGGCGCAAGCAGGGCUGGCUGCUGCCUGGGCAAGGCGGUCCGAGGUGCCAAAGGUCACCAUCCCCACCCCCCAGCCGGGGGCACCGGUGCGGCCGGGGGCGCCGAGGCGGAUCUGAAGGCGCUCACACACUCGGUGCUUAAGAAACUGAAGGAACGGCAGCUGGAGCUGCUGCUCCAGGCCGUGGAGUCCCGCGGCGGUACGCGCACCGCGUGCCUCUUGCUGCCGGGCCGCCUGGACUGCAGGCUGGGCCUGGGGGCGCCCGCUGGCUCGCAGCCCGCCCAGCCGCCCUCGUCCUACUCGCUCCCCCUCCUGCUGUGCAAAGUGUUCAGGUGGCCGGAUCUCAGGCAUUCCUCGGAAGUCAAGAGGCUGUGUUGCUGUGAAUCUUACGGGAAGAUCAACCCCGAGCUGGUGUGCUGCAACCCCCAUCACCUUAGCCGACUCUGCGAACUAGAGUCUCCCCCUCCUCCUUACUCCAGAUACCCGAUGGAUUUUCUCAAACCAACUGCAGACUGUCCAGAUGCUGUGCCUUCCUCCGCUGAAACAGGGGGAACGAAUUAUCUGGCCCCCGGGGGGCUUUCAGAUUCCCAACUUCUUCUGGAGCCUGGGGAUCGGUCACACUGGUGCGUGGUGGCAUACUGGGAGGAGAAGACGCGAGUCGGGAGGCUCUACUGUGUCCAGGAGCCCUCCCUGGACAUCUUCUAUGAUCUACCUCAGGGGAAUGGCUUUUGCCUCGGACAGCUCAAUUCGGACAACAAGAGUCAGCUGGUGCAGAAAGUGCGGAGCAAAAUCGGCUGUGGCAUCCAGCUCACGCGGGAAGUGGAUGGCGUGUGGGUGUACAACCGCAGCAGUUACCCCAUCUUCAUCAAGUCAGCCACACUGGACAACCCGGACUCCAGGACGCUGUUGGUACACAAAGUGUUCCCCGGUUUCUCCAUCAAGGCUUUUGACUAUGAGAAAGCGUACAGCCUGCAGCGGCCCAACGACCACGAGUUCAUGCAGCAGCCGUGGACUGGCUUCACUGUGCAGAUCAGCUUCGUGAAGGGCUGGGGGCAGUGCUACACCCGCCAGUUUAUCAGCAGCUGCCCGUGCUGGCUGGAGGUCAUCUUCAACAGCCGGUAGCCGCGUGGGGAGAGGACAGAGCGUAGCCGAGCGGGCCCAGUCCAAACUACUUUGCUGCUAAUAUUUUCCUCCUGAGUGCUUGCUUUUCAUGCAAAACUCUUUGGUCAUUGUUCCUUUAUUUUUUUUCUUUUCUUCUUCUUGUCAUUUCUUGUUUAUGUUCUGUUUUGUGUUUUUGUUUUUGUUUUUUUGAGAAAUAGCUUAUGAAAAGAAUCGUUGGGGUCUUUUUUUGUGGGGUGUCGUAUUGUUGGAAGGACACCCCCCAUAUGAAAAAGGGGAAACAAAGAUCAGUCCCACCAAACAGUGUAUGAAUGGGGAGCAGGCCCUGACUUUGGGGCCAUCGGUUCACUUGUCAGGGUGGAUGUGUGAGCGAGUGUGUGUGUGUGUGUGUCUGUGAGUGUGUGUACAUGUACACGGGUGGGUGACCGGCAUGCCCGGCGUGCUUCUUACUGACCUCUCCGGCUGGGAGGUGUGUGCUCCCCAGCUGUGCCUCUCUUGCCCUUUGGAAAUGCUCAGUGGGGCAGAGGCAGAACUGGGCAGGCCUGCAAACCCACCCGUGUCCUGGCAGCCGCUGGAGCAAGGCUCUGCCCCCAGCCUGGGGAAAGCCCCUGCCCUGCCUCUUCCCUUUUAGGACCCAGGCCUAUCCCUAGGCUUCUUAGAAACAACCCUGCAAGAGGCUGAACCAGAACCAGUUGUUUUCAAGCUUGUUGACGUCCCCCCAUUCACCCCCCUGCCAUUGUCGUGUCUUUCUUUUUUUGGCCAUCUGCUCCUGGAUGUCCCUGAGAUGGGCUUCCUGAGGGCUGCCGGGGCAGCCCCGCCGCAGUAUUGUUCACCCAGCGCCCUCUCAGGCCCCUCCGCCUCUCCCCUGCCCUGGUUACAUCAGGUUUUACCCGGACUCAGAAAACCAGCUCCGCACUUUCCUCCCCUCUGUAGCCUGUGUGUUGAGCUCUGCUGUUAGACCAGCGAGGGGAGCAGCCCCCCUUCCCUUCCCACCAAGAAGGAUUCGGUCCAUCAUAACCCAAGGUACCACCCUGGGCUGACACCUACUCUUCUUUCGUUUCUUCUACAACUCAUACACUCGUAUGAUAUGUUGACACUGCUCUUAGCUCAAUGAGCAUGUUUAGACUUUAACAUAAGCUAUUUUUCUAACUACAAAGGUUUAAAUGAACAAGAGAAGCAUUCUCAUUGGAAAUUUAGCAUUGUAGUGCUUUUGAGAGAGAAAGGACUCCUGAAAAAAAAAAAACCCUGAGAUUUAUUAAAGAAAAAAUGUAUUUUAUGUUAUAUAUAAAUAUAUUAUUACUUGUAAAUAUAAAGACGUUUUAUAAGCAUCAUUAUUUAUGUAUUGUGCAAUGUGUAUAAACAAGAAAAAUA